GGUUAAGAAUCCAGGUGACUAUUGAAACAGAGAAACAGCCAGUAGAGGGAGAGCUAAGCUCACAGAACAUGAAUAUAUGUUAUGAUUUCAGCCCAAAGAAAUCCAGCACUAGUGAUGGUCAUUCAUGUUGAUUUUGUUUUGAACUCUAUAUUGGAACUUCUAUGGUUUUCUAAUGGAUGAGGCACACCAUCUUGCUAAGAGCUGCAAGCAGUUUUUAAGACCACAUUCUUUCUGACCUUUUGUUGCCUUCCCACUUUGGACUAUAAACAUACCUGCAGUUACUGAGUGGUAACCUAGUAAUGAUUGACUCUGUCUUUGAAGGUCAAACCCUACCUGAAGCUGAAGGUUAAAAAAACAGAUUUUAUCCCUGACUUUGAUGUGACUGUUUGGGUUACAGCAAGGAGGGAUAGGUUCUGCUUUCUUCUCCUGGAUGGCAUUUCAAAAAUCCUUGUUUUUAUGUUCUGUUUUUAAAAAUGUGGACGUAAAAUUUAAGUUCCAGAAAGAGUUAUUUAAAACUGUAUGACAUUCAUUUCUACAGUCAUAUGAUCCAAUGUCAUUUGGUUUUGGUGAAUUUCAGCACUAUGUAUCAAGAAUCAGCUUAUCUUCAUCCUCUCAUAUUAUCCAUCUCUCCCAGUUGUUUCCUAUUUGGGGUGGGGGGAACCCAUACUUCGUCUCUCUUGGGACUGUGGCGUUUUUCUUUGCUGCUUAUGUUAAAUCAGAUCCAUCAGAAUAACUCCCAUCUUCAAGGAAAGGAUACUGCAGGGUGGAGGUUGCAGUCCAUUUGGAAAGGAAAAGUGACUAAUGUGUAGGCUAGGGAAGGGAAAAAAGGAGUGCCCCAGUUCACAUACAACUUAAGUUUAAAUGAAAGGCGCAAAUAGUACGUAUCUAUUUAUGAGGGCGGAGACUGUCAUAAAUAGCUCUCUGAUGGCAAAUUAGUUUCACUUCUGCUUGUGUAAACGUGGCUUUAUGACGGUGGCCACAAAGGACUCUCUACCCCAGCUGGUUCCACGAACCUCGACCAAGGCAAAGAGGUCGCCACUGUCUUUGUGGAAUCUUGGAGCUGUAGCAUGCAAAGUGACAUCUGGCUGAUGCUCUAAGUGGACAAAGGCAGGCGGUUACAUAACAGGAAAUGGCAGAAACUGAAGAUUUUCUGGUUCGGGAGCUACAUCCAGUGGAUGAUGACAUAUUUAAAGAACCAAUGAGAAAAAGACGACGAUCCGAUCGAGACCAGAGGUUUCGAGCCUUUCCCUCCGUGGAACAAAGUGCCCUCAAGGAAUAUGAAAAACUGGAGUCUCGGACCAGAAGAGUUUUGAGCAACACUUACCAGAAACUUAUUCAGUCCGUGUUCCUGGAUGACAGCAUCCCCAACAGUGUCAAGUACCUCAUAAACCGGCUUCUUGCUUUGAUUGAAAAGCCAUCAUUGGACCCCAUCUACAUUGGAUUAUUCGGAAGCACUGGGGCCGGGAAGAGCUCCCUGAUCAAUGCCAUCAUCCAGCAAGCCAUGUUCCUACCUGUGUCUGGAGAAAGUAUAUGUACGUCAUGUAUCGUUCAAGUGAGCUCAGGCUGCUGUGAGCAGUAUGAGGCCAAAAUCCACCUUCUCUCCGACCAGGAGUGGAAGGAGGAGCUGAAGAACCUGACGACACUCCUGCACAGGACGGAGGAGUUGGGUGGGGAAGAGGAGGAUGCGUGGGACAGGGGUGAUGCGGUGGAGGAAGCUGUUUGGAAGCUGCAGAUGUUUUAUGGAAACGGAGCGGAGGGAAAGAGCUACGAGGAGUUACUAAGGGCCAAGCCCAGAGGAAAGAUUCCCACCUCCAGAGUCAUCUCCCUCAAGGCAGAAGAGGCAGAGGGGCUGUCUGUCAAGCUGGACCCCUACAUCCGGACCCAGAGGAGAGACUGGGGUGGAGGAUCCGCUGAGACACACAUCUGGCCCUUGAUCAAACUGGUGGAAGUGACCCUUCCCAAAUCAGAGCUGAUUCCAGAAGGGGUUGUGCUCGUGGACAUUCCAGGCACAGGCGACUUCAACAGCAAGAGGGACGAGAUGUGGAAAAAGACCAUCGACAAGUGCUCCGUGAUCUGGGUGAUCAGUGACAUUGAGAGGAUUUCCGGAGGGAGAGCCCACGAGGACCUUCUGAACGAGAGCAUGAAAGCCUGCCAAAGAGGGUUCUGCAGGGACCUGGCCCUGGUGGUCACCAAGACCGACAAGCUCCACCUGCCAGAAUAUCUAAGGGAAAGAAAAGUGGGAAAUCAAGCUAUUCAGAGUCAGCGAGAAGCUGUUUUAGAAAGAAAUGAAAUGAUCAAGCUACAGAGGAAUAAAAUUCUCAAGGAUAAACUAAAGAGAAAACUGCCAGCUGACUCCAGGGUUCUGGAAGCCUCUGAGCUGGUAUACACGGUCAGCGCCCAGGAGUACUGGCAGCGGGCGCUCCUCACCGAGGAGGAAACUGAAAUCCCCAAGUUAAGAGAAUAUAUCAGGAGAAGGCUCUUGGAUAAGAAGAAGAGGAUGGUGACCAAGUACGUCACUGAAGCUUUUGGCCUGUUGCUCCUCACAGACAGUUUCAGCUGCACGGACCACAUGCAGAAUGAACACUUGCACAUGAGUGGCCUGCGGAGAUUUGUGGAAGAGAAGAUACAGUUGCUGGAGAAGGCCAUUGACCAGUGCUUUGCCCACAUAGCGCGGCCCCUGCAAGAAGGGAUCUGGAACGCCAGAAGUUCCUACCGACGCAUCCUUGGGGCGUGCCUGGUGAGGAGCAGAGGAAACCAGGGCUUUCACCAGACUCUGAAAGCGGUUUGCCUGAAAAACGGCAUCUAUGCCUCCAGGACUCUUGCAAGAAUUGAUCUGAAUGAAGCCCUCACACAGCCCAUCUACGAACAGAUUGAUCCCGUUUUUGGGUGCAUUUUUAGCAGGUCUGGGAAGCCCGCUGAUGGCUCAGCUCUGAUCCCCCACAUAGAUGCUUUUAAGCUCUCUCUGCAGGAGAAGAUGACUGAAAUUGGGAUAAGAAAUGGCUUGAAAUAUGACAGCUAUAAAAAGAGUUUCCUGAUCCAGGAGAUAAGUGCCAUCCUGGGAGGCCUGGAGGAACACAUCCUCAGAAAGAAGAGGAAGAUUUAUGAAUCUCUCACCACCUCUGUUCAGAACGACCUGAAGCCCUGUUAUGAAGAGGCCGCACAGAUCACGGGCAAAAAAGCAUGUGAAAGAAUGAAAGAUGCCCUCAGAAGAGGGGUGGACCGGCAGGUGGCCGAGGGCAUGUUCGAACGGGCUCAGGAAAGGAUGCAGCACCAGUUUCAGCAGCUGAAGAGUGGAAUCACGGAGAAGGUGAAGGGCAGCAUCGCUACCAUGUUGACCCUGGCUUCGUCCCCAGGGGAUGGGCUCUACAAGGAGCUUGCAGAUGUCAAAAGUGAAUAUAAGGAGAUGGAGAAACUGCACAGAAGCCUGAGAGAGGUUGCCGAGAAUGCAGUGCUGCGGAGGGGCAUGCAAGACUUCCUUCUGAGAAUGUCCCCCAGCAAAGCCGGCCCCCCAAAAACAUAAGAUUUAAUUCAUGGGGCUUAGCCCCGAGGGGAUGGAAUACAAGCCUAGAGACAAUCAGAUGUACUUCUGUUGGUUAAAACCUAAUAAAGAACAUCUCCCAACUUUGGGAACUUUAUAGACAAUAGAAAA
Molecule: messenger RNA, 3649 nt
Organism: Odocoileus virginianus texanus
Lineage: Eukaryota; Metazoa; Chordata; Mammalia; Artiodactyla; Cervidae
Gene: NUGGC
Product: nuclear GTPase, germinal center associated
Molecular function (GO): GTPase activity
Source: RefSeq, a predicted model, not a curated record